Messenger RNA from Lycium ferocissimum, 1451 nucleotides. RefSeq lists its product as uncharacterized. The record is from RefSeq and is a predicted model, not a curated record. Gene Ontology annotation, cellular component: U12-type spliceosomal complex. The transcript has 5 exons. The coding region runs from base 366 to 1004 and encodes 212 amino acids. NCBI's taxonomy places the organism in Eukaryota, Viridiplantae, Streptophyta, Magnoliopsida, Solanales, Solanaceae. Gene Ontology annotation, biological process: mRNA splicing, via spliceosome.
UAAAGAAAAAAGACAAAAUCUGCCUAACGUGCGCUCUUUUUGGCGCGUGAUUUAGACAGUUAAUUCGGGUAACCAAAAUAACCGUUGUCCAAUUAUUUCCUUCUCAUCGUCCAAUUCUAAACAAAACCUUAAAACAACCAAAAAAAACUGUUGUCCUCUCUCUUUCAUUCUUUCUGUUUAAUGAUCUCCUCCAAUUAAAACAAACUCUAAUUCUUCAACAAAGAAUCACACAAUAAACCAAACCCCUUUGAAACAGAAGGGGGGAUUCUUUUUUUUUUUUUUUUUUUUUAAAAAGCCCAAAAAUGGUAUUAAUGAAUAAAUGUUUGUGUCGGAAAUAAGAAGAAGGUUAAUUAUUGAGGGUUUGCAUGCUAGUAUUAGUGAUGCAGACCGAAGAAGAUGAUGGUAGUCCUAAAGUUUCAUUAAAAAGGAAUGGAUCAUUUAUUUGUGUAGCAGCACCAUUCUUGUAUGAUAAAUUACCUGAGGAACCGCUUAAGCUUACCAUCCUAAAAUUGGAUGGCUCUUCUUUCGAUAUUGAAGUGGCUAGAAAUGGGAGCGUGGAAGAUCUCAAACGCGCAGUGGUAGAGUCCUUCAGCCAUUGCAAGGUUUCAUGGUUACAUGUAUGGGGACAUUUUUGCCUGAGUUAUUGCGGACAGAAGCUACUUACAGAUGAUGAUUUGAUAGGAACAUACGGGAUCAAGGAUGGCGAUGAGCUUAGUUUUGUGAGACAUGUAUCCGUUGGUUACAAUCCGGAAAAGAAGCAGUCAGAAGGGGAGGACCAUCAGUUUGAUGAACCCAGAGUGUCCAAUGUCUUUGAUGAAGAAGAGCUGAAAGGUGAAGAAGAGGAUAAUGAUUCAGAGAAUGAUGAAGACAGCAAUUCUGAGGAUGAGAGUAAUGGGGGUGUUCUUGGCAGUUGCCAAUACAGGUUGUUUCAUUUAUUUAGAGGAUUGUUCUCGUACCAGAAACUGGCGAACGCAGAAAGGAGAGUGGAACAGAAGUCAGAGUAAUGCAUCAAGAUCACCCCAUGGUUACUUAGGGAGUUCCAAAAAUUUGUUGUGCACUGCACAAUAAUAAGUACUUAUAACUUUCAAAGAGAGGUGGAAACAAAACCAGCACAUUUUGCAGUCUAGGAUAUGAAUCAAGUUGAACAUCUACUGUAAUCAACUCUGAUCGGAGCUCUAGACUUGUCACCUUUCAAUAAUUUCAAUGGGCCAAGCUGCUUUUGUAGAGAAAGUGAUAUCAACGCUAUUGACUCUAUGAUUACCUUUUUCCGAAUGACACAAUCAUUUGAGGCUCUGUCAGCGUUGAGAGCAAGUCUUUAUAAGCUAGAGCAGCAAGAUAGCUUGUUAAAUUGCUUACAAUGGUUUUGUACUAGAAACCUCAUGCAUGGUGUGCAGGUUUGCAAACAUCUGGUUAUUGUCUAAAAGGAUCUUCCUGGGCAUGACCGUUGUUCA